Musa acuminata AAA Group (dessert banana) is the source of this 1084-nucleotide messenger RNA. Its product is annotated as anther-specific proline-rich protein APG. Bases 239 to 673 code for a protein of 144 amino acids. The transcript has 4 exons. The record is from RefSeq and is a predicted model, not a curated record. NCBI's taxonomy places the organism in Eukaryota, Viridiplantae, Streptophyta, Magnoliopsida, Zingiberales, Musaceae.
GCAUAGAAGCUAGCAAGAGGAGGGAAGGAAAGGGGGAGAGAAAGCGGAGCAUCGGAUGCCGUUCAGUUCAAAAGCUGGGAUGCCUCUACUCCAAUAAUGGCGACGGCUCCAGCGUCCCUACGGGCUCCUCGUCCUCCUCGCCUGUAGCCCUAACCGUAGCCCCACAAAUCUCCCUCCCAUCUCCUCGCCGCCGGGCCCUCCCUCCUUCUCUCGCUCCUCUUCUUCAUCCUCCACCGCGAUGCCGCGAGAGGCCCCGCCGCCGCCGCCAGUGAUCGGUAAGGCCGGGAGGUACACCGUGUUCAUCACCCCGCCGCGCGCCCCCAAACCCUCCGAUGCUCCGAGCGUGAAUCCGCAGGCCGCCAGCCCUGUAAAGGUGGCUCCUUUGCCGCGGAAGGCUACCCCUUCGCCACCACCUCCGCCUCCGGUGCAGGUUCCACCCAUGCAGUUCGAGAAGCCGUCGACCAAGUCAUCGGGAUCCGUGUUCGGGUUCCUCUGGGACGCCAUCGCCAAAGUCCAAGAUGCGCAUUCCAGCCUCGAUGAGUACUUGGCGGACUGGUUCGGGUUGAACCAGUCCAAGUAUCAGUGGGCGUUGAACGAUUACUACGAGAACAACGGAAAGGAGAAGGAAAGUGGUAAACAAAAGGAUCUUGUUAGCAAAGAGCAAGCUCUCUGAUAGGUUAAUAAAUAGCAACUCUUUUCCAACAGUGUGUGGAGAUUAUGAAAACAAAGGCAUAUCUCAUCAAAUGCCUUCUGUACGUCUGAGGUUGAUUUUAUGCAUGUCUGCUAAUGACUAACGGGUGUUGCAGUAUAAUGUCAUCAAGCUGAUUAUGUAUAUGGGAGCCAACCAAAGAGGCUUAGGUUUACAGCAAAUGCAUGUGCCACCAGUUCAAAAUUUUCACCUGUUAAGCAUGCUUGCUUUUGCUCUUUGUAAACCAGUAUCGAAGUCAUCCUGUAAAAGCAUUAUGUUGUAAAGCAUAAUGCUUUACCAACGUCCUUGUAAAUGUAUGGAAGUUGUUCGCAUGUCGAACUUACUUUACUAAUGUCUAUGUCGCUUUCUGUUAGUUUACUAUUAUCAUCUGGUUCA